Messenger RNA from Solea solea (common sole), 2441 nucleotides. It is a transcript of the gene atp6ap1b, whose product is annotated as ATPase H+ transporting accessory protein 1b. NCBI's taxonomy places the organism in Eukaryota, Metazoa, Chordata, Actinopteri, Pleuronectiformes, Soleidae. Gene Ontology annotation, cellular component: proton-transporting V-type ATPase complex. The coding region runs from base 69 to 1418 and encodes 449 amino acids. The record is from RefSeq and is a predicted model, not a curated record. The transcript has 10 exons.
ACGGCACAUGACUGUCAGCUGGUCCGAGUCACGUGAACACAGCUUUGCGGAAACGCUCGUCAACAGCCAUGGCUGGACCAAGGAAGGACUCGAAUAACGUGCGAUUAACGUCUUUUUUUGUACUUUUCUUCGAACUUUUCGCUACAGGGAGCGCCACUGCUCAAGUGCCACUUCUCCUCUGGUCCACCGACAGCCUACCAUCACCUGCCUCCUCUGCAGCUGGUCACAUCACGUCCUAUGACCAGUUGAGUGCCUACCUCACCACUGCCUUUGCCUCUGGUCCCCACACUGUGCUGCUUUUUCUGCAGGACAAGCUAAGCAAAGAUGACUUUACAGUCUUUGGUGGUGUGUUUGGAAAUGAACGUGAUGGUGCUUUUGAAAAUCUUAAGGCUGCACUUCAGUCUUCGUCGUCGGUGACAAUUCCAGCCUUGGAGUGGUCGAGCUCCUCUGCCGUCCCAGCUCUGUUGCAGGAGAAGCUUGGUGUCUCACCUGUGCUUGUAGAUGCAGACACUCUGUCUGGUUUGACCGUCAACACAUCUAUCAGUAAUCUAUUUCUCAUCAAUCUUCCAUAUUGUACUCGCUCACUCAAGUCUUGCAAAGAGGACCUGCACAGGAAUGAUGAGAUUAUCGGGAAAGUCCUCGGUGUCUUGAAAGCCAAAAAUAUUCCAUACACUGCAGUAUACACAGGACUCCAGCCAUCACGAGUGAUUUCCGAGUCGUUUGUCUCUGAGCAGUCUGUGGGCCGGUCCUUACUCCAGGCCGCCGCGGCUGAUGUCAAACCGCCCAUCAUGUAUGGUGAAACUGGUAACCCUUGCAUCAUGCUUUGGGCUCAGAAUCUCAACAUCAGCGUCUCGACCACCCCAGCCUGGACCGACCUUGCUACUCAAACACCUGACUUGAAAGAUUCCAUGUGUAACCGCAGUAACUCACUACUUGUCCUCAGUUAUCCAUCAGGCCAUACACUAAGCUUUGCCAUGAGUCAGCGCUUCUAUUCUGUGUCUGCGCGGAACUGGUCCACCUUGGACUCUGUGCAGCUGCAGUUCAGUGGUCAAACUGCAACUUUCAUUGGUCGACGCAGUAUCUACGCCCCGGCAGAAUAUUCCUUCCGCUGCCAAUCUGUCAACAACUUCCAAGGAGCUUUGCUCAUGCCAGAGGACACCAGCAAAAAUGCAUCCCAGUGGAGGCUGAAUUUUAUUGAUUUCCAGAUUCAGGGCUUCAAUUUGCCGAAUGGAACCAAUUUCUCUUAUGCCAGUGACUGUGCAGGCUUCUUCACCCCAGGAAUUUGGAUGGGGCUGCUGACUUCACUGCUCAUGCUUUUCAUUUUCGUGUAUGGUCUGCACAUGAUCAUGCAGCUAAACACCAUGGAUCGAUUCGAUGACCCCAAAGGUCCAAUGAUUUCUGUGCCCCUGUCUGAAUGAAGCUCUCCUAACACCACUCCUCAGUCCCUCAGUGCCUCCUAGUUUCCUUUGUGCCAUUUAGUAUGCAUGGACCUUUUACUUUGAAGGUAUUUGUCAGGCAGAUUCAAACAUUGUUGCAUAGGUUUCUUUUUUUCCAACCUAAAUCCUCCAUCUGUUUUUUUUUUCUUCAUUUGUUAGUGUCAGAAUGAAUCCACCUUUACCUUCUCAUGAGCUGAUUUUGAGUGUGUGAGCUAAAAGUUACCUUUGUGCCAUCUUUGGUGAGACAUAGUGGAUUUUAUUCCCCACAACAAUAAUUGCUCUAUUACCUAGAAAGUGCCUUCUGUGCCAACAUGAAUGUUAUUGCUGAAUGCUGUUGGACCUUUGCUGACCUCAGUGACUUUUUUUUUUAUUGUUAUUUUUCCCAACCUAACUGUAAUUUAAAGACUACUGGUAAUGACUUUAUAUUUCAUUUGAUUGUUUGUGAAGCCUUUGUGAAAUCUUGGAAAAGAAGCUGUUUUGAAAUACAGCACCGUGCAAAAGCCUUUUCUCCAUUAGAUUUGUUGUUUAGCAAAGGAAAAAACAGCUUCCACAUGAUAAAGUGUCAAGUAUUUAAUGUGACCUACCAACAAAAGGACCUUAACUUAAAAAAGAAAAAAAAAGAAAAGAAAACACUCAUUAAUGUCAUUGGUAAAACCUGUGUUUGUCCAAACUAUUUCAUGUCAAAAGAUAUAUAAUAUAUGCCAGGUUUAUUCAAUGCAUGUCUGAGCAAUUCAGAUGGAAACUUUAAUACUUUAAGACCAACUUUCAGCCGCAUCAUUCCAAUCCAAAUGUCAAUGAUAACAGACUUUGACAGACAUAAAAAACAACAAACCUGGUGGAGCCUCGAGACGAUUGCCUUAGCUUGUAUUGUUGUAGAUUACAUUUUUGCUUCAGGUUUAACAAAUAAUUUAUAUUAACAGUGCCUUAGUUGUGCUUUUGUCCAAAGUAAUUAAUGCCGUGACAUAUUCUGUCUUAAAUUGCAAAUAAAGAAAUUAUUUAAUUGUA